CCCGACACUAGUGCCCCCAUUAUAUGAGGUGUCUAUGCCUUCAACUGGAGCUGUCAAUAGUGUUAUCCAUCAAGUCAUAAAGUGUCUUUUUCAGGGCCUGUUCAAAGUCCCUACCGUAAACCCUCAUCAGCCCUCGACUCCUCAACUCCUCGACUCCUCGACUCCUCGAUCCCUCGACUCCCCUAUUCCCCUACUCCCCAACUCCUCGACUCCUUACCUCCUCCCCGCUCUCCCCCCAGGGUUCCAAAUUCCAAUCCUCUCUCGACCAUGAUUAUCACGUGCCCGCCCCUAAACGCGCACGCUCGGCAGUCGGGAGUCGGGAGUCGGGAGGGCCCAAUGUCAGCGGAACGGCCGCUCGUAUGAAGGCGCUUUUAAUCCUGGGACUGACAGCUUUUUGCCCCGUAAAGAUCCUAUUUUUAGCUUGACCCUGACCCCGGCCGGCGGGACUCUUGGCGCCAGCCCAGCGAAGGCGGUGGGAAGUCGGGAACAAAGAAAACCGUUCUUCAGUCGACGCCGUUAUUCGAGGGUUUGAGACCGACCGGUGAAGGGCUAGCUGGCCGUGUUUUUGCUGCUGCGAAGAGGGCAUGGCAUGUCUCUGUGUCUUGAAGGGCUUUGUCUGAUUAUUCUGUCCGGCGCAGAGUGUCCUCCGAGUGGUCCUCGUUUCACGAAUCCUCGCUGAAACAUACCAGACACGAGGACAUGUCAACCCAGCCUCCAAGCCUCAGGCCUCCGCC
Amorphotheca resinae ATCC 22711 is the source of this 734-nucleotide messenger RNA. RefSeq lists its product as hypothetical. The record is from RefSeq and is a predicted model, not a curated record. Bases 35 to 271 code for a protein of 78 amino acids. The transcript has a single exon. NCBI's taxonomy places the organism in Eukaryota, Fungi, Ascomycota, Leotiomycetes, Helotiales, Amorphothecaceae.